AUGGGCAAUGCCAUGAGAAGUAUUCUCGCCUUCAUUCCUUCUGAACGCUGCCAGCGCUUCUUAGUUGGGGACCUGAAGGAGAUGCCACUAGAUCGGACCCUGGACCUGAGUAGCCGACAGCUGCGAAAGCUGCCUGUUGCUGCCUGUCUCUUCAAUGAGUUGGUGAAGCUUUACCUGAGUGACAACAACCUCAGCAGCUUACCGGCUGAAGUGCAGAGCCUGAGAAAGCUGCAGCUUCUGGCCCUUGACUUUAACUGCUUUGAAGAGCUCCCACUAGCCAUAUGCAGGUUGCCCCAGCUUAGUAUUCUUUACUUGGGUAAUAACAGGCUUUAUCACCUCCCCGUAGAGCUGAGAGAGCUUAGGGAACUUAGCACUCUGUGGCUGGAGACUAAUUGCUUCACUGUUUUCCCUAAGGUUGUUUGUGAGCUCUCAAAUCUAAAGACCCUGCACCUCGGAUAUAACCAGAUACGGAGUUUACCCAAAGAAUUUGGACGGCUGCACGAGCUGCGAAGUAUUUGGCUUGCUGGGAACCAACUGCCAGAGUUCCCACCAGUGUUGCUUGAAAUGCACUCUCUGGCUGUUGUUGAUGUAGAUCGGAACAGAAUACGUCAUUUUCCUAGCCUUUCUCACAUGCAGGGGUUAAAACUUGUGAUCUAUGACCACAACCCCUGUGUUAAUGCCCCAGCAGUGGCUGAGGGAGUCAGAAGGGUUGGGCGCUGGGCUGAUAGCUCAGAUGACGAGCAGGAAGAUGAUGCUUCAAAAGCAGCAAGUGAGACUACAGCUGAGGUUGUCGAAGUCCAUCCCGAAGAGCAACAGAACAUUCAAGGUUAA
Messenger RNA from Pelmatolapia mariae (spotted tilapia), 831 nucleotides. It is a transcript of the gene lrrc10, whose product is annotated as leucine rich repeat containing 10. Gene Ontology annotation, molecular function: protein binding. The coding region runs from base 1 to 831 and encodes 276 amino acids. The transcript has a single exon. The record is from RefSeq and is a predicted model, not a curated record. Lineage: Eukaryota; Metazoa; Chordata; Actinopteri; Cichliformes; Cichlidae.